Molecule: messenger RNA, 2121 nt
Organism: Fusarium pseudograminearum CS3096
Lineage: Eukaryota; Fungi; Ascomycota; Sordariomycetes; Hypocreales; Nectriaceae
Exons: 9
Coding region: 1-2121 (706 amino acids)
Molecular function (GO): lyase activity; monooxygenase activity; FAD binding
Source: RefSeq, a predicted model, not a curated record
AUGACUUCAGACACAACACCUUUGAACGUACUCAUUGUUGGAGCGGGUAUCGGUGGACUUACCGCGGCUCUUGGAUUGCGCCAACAAGGCCACAAUGUAACGUUAUUCGAGAGAUCGCAACUGGCGAGAGAAGUCGGAGCAGCCAUUCAUCUUGCGCCAAAUUGUCAUGGCAUUCUACGACGAUUUGGGGUGUACCCGGAAACAUUUGGCGCCAAUCCUGUGGAAGGAAUCAGCGAGCAUACUGGCACUGGAGACGUCAAGUUUGACAUGAACUUGUCAGGUCCUUUGUCUAUCUGGGAGAAUCCAUGGGUCCUUUCUCACCGUGUCCGACUUCACGAAGAGCUCAAGCGACUUGCGACAUCCACCGAAGGAAAAGGAGCACCAGCUAUUCUCAAGACCUCCAGUCCAGUAGUCGAUGUCGAUCCUUCUACAGCCACUGUCAAAUUCGAAGAUGGCACAACAGCGUCUGGAGAUUUGGUUCUUGGUGCCGACGGUGUUAGCUCUAUAACCCGAAAUAUCGUCACGGGAACCGAUAUCAAACCCUUUGGCUCUGGAAAGAGCGCUUUCAGAUUUCUGAUUCCCCACGAUGUCAUCCGCAACAACGAAGCCACCAAGGUUUUUACAGAACGAACAGGAUUCAUGACGAUGUGGAUGGGCGAUGAUCGAAGACUGAUCAUGUAUCCCUGUUCCAACAACACCUUUAUGAACUUUGUCGCUAUUCACCCUAGCAACAUUUCUGCUGGUGCGAACAAGGGCGCUGGCUGGGGACGUGGUGGCAGUACAGAGUUGCUGAAAGAAGUGUACAAAGACUUUGAGCCCAAAGUCCGAGCUCUUCUGGAGUUGGUAGAUGCCGAUGAGCUGAAGCUUUGGACUUUGUUGGAUAUGGACAGAAUUCCAACUUGGCACAAGGAGAGGCUGGUACUUUUGGGAGAUGCCGCUCAUCCAUUCUUGCCUCACCAGGGACAAGGAGGCGGUAUUGCGAUCGAGGACGCAGCGUCAUUGGCGGCUUUGCUACCCCUCGGAACUACGCCAGCCGAUAUCCCAUCCCGUUUGGCUCUGUAUGAAAAGACCAGAGAUGAAAGAGCGCAUACAGUUCAAGAGUUUACCCGACAAGCAGGAGAGGAUCUCCACGGAGAGAAGCGCGCCAAAUUCAAUAUCUACAAGUUUCUCGACUAUAACUUUAACCACGACGAAUGGCACAACUCUACGAAAGCUCUAAAAGAUCAUCUCCACUCGCAAAACAAGAAUCUCCACUGGAAGUCUCCUCUAUCUUUUGGGCCGAUGCCCAGCCCUCGCCAAGACAUUGUUGGCCAACGCCACGAUGGAACUAAUUCGAGCUUCACCACGUACUCUGUCCGCUUCAAGUCGUCGGCAACAUAUCUCAAGACUCUCUUCCCCACACCACAGUUUAGUUUCUAUAAGCCCGGAACCGUCGCAGAAGCUACAUUUGCUUGCACCGAGCUGAAGGGCAUGAAGUGGCUAGGCGGAGGCGGCUACAAGUACUUUGGUCUCUGGCUACACGGUGUUCAGUAUGAAAAGAAGGAUGGAAGCAAGAUCUUUGGCUCCUUCUUGGUAGUUCUGAUGGAGAACCUAGCGGACCCUAUCGUCACUGGCAGGGAGGAACUUGGCAUGCCAAAGUUGUUCUGUGAGAUUGAGGUUGAAGAGAAGGAUUCAGCAACCAAGAUCCAGUGCAGUUGGAGAGGAGCAAAGUUUGUGGAUAUUUCCAUCAACGGUCUUGCCGAAGCCAAUGGCGUCAACGGCACCAACGGUACAAACGGGGCACCCAAACCUACUGGACCUCCAGGCGCUCCUCCACUGCCAGAAGAGCAAGGGCAAAUUGUCUACCGAUAUGUCCCCUCGGUGGGCAACCCGGGUGUUCCUGACGCUGCUUAUCCUGUGUUUAUCGAAGAUGGCUUGGAGUCUACGCCCCGAAAAGUGGAAAAGACAGAAGUUGGCAGUGGAGCCGAAAUGAACUUGACUGCUGGGACAUGGGAUACCCUGCCAACACUGAACCACAUCGCGACUGGGUUCUCUGAGAUCCCUGUCUAUGGAAUUGUCAAGAGCAAGGUUGAGCGUGGAAUAGGUGUUGAUGAUAUUUCCCACGCGAGAAGAGUAGAGUAG